GUAUGCUUACUCAAUGGUGCUACAACAGCUUCAGGAGUCUCAGGCUCGGGCUGAGUCUUCUGAGCCUCUUCAGUAGGAGUUUCCACUUCUUCGUCGCUCUCGAUUAUUUUCACAACUUUCUUACCUCUACCGCGGCCCCUGCCUCUACCUCUACCGCGUCCCCUACCACCACGGCCUCUGCCCCGGCCCCUUUUAGGAGCACCAUCCAUUUAUUUACCUUUUUUUUAGGAAAACCAAACACAAACAAAAUUGUGAGGUUAUGUUGACAUAAUUUGAUACCAUCAAAUUUGUUGAAGACCAUGUCUAUCUUUGUUUAGCUUAUCAUAAAUGACAAAGACCAACAUAUACUUCGAUGAAAUAAUAGUUGUUGACUUUGACAAAUUGUGUCGUGUCAAAUCAAAAUGGUAUAAUUUUGUGAUGAUUAUUUAAAAAAAUUAAAUUCGAAAAUAAACCCAUAAAAACGAUGUGUUGAAGCUCGAAAACUACAAAGACCAGUAAGUGAAACCACCCAAAAUGGAACGGCGACAAUUUGUAGCGUUUACGACGAUUUGUUUCGUCCUAUUUUGGAACAUUGCCUCGUUGCAAAAUACUGCAGUGGUGGACCUCCAGACAAACGAAACCAGCUUCAAGGGGCUCAACUUGUCCGCUCUCCACUCAUUGCAAAACACCUCCCAACCUCCUACCAACCUUACUGAAGCCCUACCAACAACCCAGUCUACAGUAAACUUAACUCAACCAUCUACAGUAGCCUCUUCUGUUGUUGAAAUUAAAGCAGUAGACAUUAUUAAUGCCACAACAAGCAAUGAAACCAGCAAAAUUAAUGUAAGCUCCACCACUCAAUCUGUUGAUCCAGUAUUGCCAGACAAAGAAUCAGCAGAAGCUGAGCACAACAGCUCAAUGGCAAUUUUUUUCGUCUUGUGCGUAUUGGCCAUAGGUAUAAUGCUGAUUCAUUUAAUGCUACAAACAGGCUUUCAGUAUGUACCAGAAAGCAUUGUAAUAGUGUUUUUGGGGGCCCUCAUUGGGUUCACAAUGAGUGCCCUUUCAAAUAGAAACAUCAGUAACUGGAGGAAAGAGGAAGCAUUUUCACCUACAGCAUUUUUCCUUAUUUUACUACCCCCAAUUAUAUUUGAAUCUGGCUAUAACUUGCACAAAGGCAACUUUUUCCAAAACAUUGGCUCCAUUUUAGUGUUUGCUAUAGUUGGCACGACAAUUUCAGCUUUUGUGAUUGGAUUUGGGAUUUAUUUCUUGGGUCUAGCUGAAGUUGUUUAUAAGCUUAGCUUUGUAGAGUCUUUUGCUUUUGGUUCAUUGAUUUCUGCUGUUGAUCCAGUGGCAACUGUAGCAAUAUUUCAUGCCUUGAAUGUGGAUCCUGUAUUGAACAUGUUGGUUUUCGGGGAGAGUAUUUUGAAUGAUGCUAUUGCCAUUGUGCUUACAACUGCAGCUUUGGAAUCGAAUAAUCCUCUAAUGAGUACUGGGGAGGCUAUUAUUUUGGGGAUACAAAAUUUCUGUUUGAUGUUUUUUGCUUCAGCUGGUAUUGGAGUGAUUUUUGCACUAAUAAGUGCUUUAUUAUUGAAGCAUGUUGACCUUAGAAAAAAUCCGUCCUUGGAAUUUGGUAUGAUGCUGGUUUUCACCUAUGCCCCUUAUGUAUUAGCUGAAGGCAUUCAUUUAUCUGGCAUAAUGGCUAUUUUAUUUUGUGGCAUUGUAAUGUCGCAUUAUGCUCACUUCAAUUUAUCCACUGUUACCCAAAUAACUAUGCAGCAAACUUUGAGGACUUUGGCUUUUAUUGCAGAGACUUGCGUUUUUGCCUAUUUAGGCUUGGCCUUGUUUAGCUUCAAGCACCGUGUAGAGCCUGCUCUGAUCAUUUGGAGCAUCAUUCUUUGUCUCAUUGGCAGAGCUUGUAAUAUAUUUCCUCUGGCAAUAUUAGUAAAUAGAUUCAGGGAGCAUCAAAUUACAAGAAAAAUGAUGUUUAUUAUGUGGUUUAGUGGUUUAAGAGGAGCUAUUUCUUAUGCUUUGUCUUUGCAUUUGAACUUCAGUGAUGAAACUAGGCACGUUAUUAUUACAACUACGUUAAUUAUUGUGCUGUUCACUACACUGUUUUUUGGCGGGUCUACAAUGCCUUUGCUGAAGCUGAUGCAAGCCACAAUUAAAACUAAAAAUCCUGCCAGGAGGUUGAAGAAAAGGAAGAAGGAUAGGGAGGUGACGCUGAGCAAGACUAGAGAGUGGGGACAGGCGUUGGAUUCAGAACAUUUGUCUGAAACUACUGAAGGCGAAAUGGAGGUUUCUUUUGUGUCGGAUAGGAUCAAAGGCUUUGCCAAGUAUGAUUUGAAGUAUUUCAUACCUUUUUUUACUAGGAGGUUUACACAACAGGAGCUGAAAGAUUGCAAAAGCCAGAUGACAGAUUUAACAAACCAAUGGUAUCAAGCUAUUCGAAUAUCGCCUGACCAAUCUGAUGAGGAAACUGGAUCAGCUGGACGAUCUAGUAGUAUAGCCAGUAUUGUUCGCUGACCGUAUUUAAAUGUAGAAAAGCUUCCUUUAUUAAAUUAAGUCAUUUCAAUAAAGAAAAUAUUGUUUGUUUAAAGCCAAAUAGAAAUAUUGUGUAUUAAUGUUAUUUUUUGUUUGGAAUUAUUUGUUUGUGAUAAUAAUUACCUACUUCACAGUAAUUUAAUUAUUGUGAUCUGUACUUACCUGUUAUGUAAAUAUACGUAAUUAUUUGUUUUGUGGUCUUUUACAAAAAUUUUUAUUUAUUAAUUUACUUUAGGGAAUAUGAAGGCAAAGUGGAAAGGGAUUAUUUGUGAUAUAUGAAAAUUUUGUUUGUUGAAGUUAUUGCUUUGGAUAAAUAAAUAUUCAUAAUGCAAUUAUUUUGAGGAUUAUUUCCACUCCUACAUAAUAUUCAC
Messenger RNA from Ceutorhynchus assimilis (cabbage seed weevil), 2891 nucleotides. The record is from the annotation of a GenBank genome assembly. NCBI's taxonomy places the organism in Eukaryota, Metazoa, Arthropoda, Insecta, Coleoptera, Curculionidae.